UUCCCAACGAGACAAAAAAGAACAAAGAAAACACAUGUCGGUGUAAUUUUAAAGGAGAAAUGAGUUCUUUGAAACCUUUGCAUAUUGUCAAAUACCAUUUUCGCCCUUUGAAGCUCCCAAAAGCUAAACGCCCACAGUGAGCAAUUGCACUUGACCAGCACACGACUGACACGUUAACAAGCCGCACCAUGUCGAACAUAUUCACGGCCGAGCAAAUUUCCAACUGGUUCGCCACCAAUUCCUCGUUUACCAAUAUCAAGAUCACAGAAAACGUCGUCAAAAAGAAAUUGUCCGAGACGUCGUCAAAAGACACGAGUCCAGAAAGGGUUCCAGAUCACGACAACCUGAAAAGUGCGAACAAGACAAAAGAUGAUGCUUUACUUUCCGUAUCCUUAGAAACCUGUCCGCCACUUGCGAGCUACGACCAACCCAGCUUCCCCAUUGCCAAAAGCAAACAGAAGCUGAUUUCUCUCAUAGAAAACAACUCCGUCGUGAUUAUUCGAGGAGCCACAGGCAGUGGCAAGACCUCGCAGCUGCCACAGUACAUUCUGGACCACUACAAUGACAAAAAUGCCUCUUGCAACAUUAUUGUCACGCAACCGCGCAAACUCGGCGCCACCAGUAUUGCGAAAUGGGUCGCCUCUCAGAGAAAAUGCACCUGUGGUAGUCUGGUUGGAUAUCAGGUUGGACUGGAGAAGACAGCUACUGAGCACACCCGACUGCUCUAUGUGACAACAGGAGUGCUGCUGGAAAAACUGGUUGCUGCCAAAACCCUUACAGAGUACACUCAUAUUUUCAUUGAUGAGGUUCACGAGCGCACGGACGAGAUGGACUUUGUCUUGCUGAUCGUGAGAAGACUUCUUAACACCAACUCCCGUUAUGUGAAGAUAAUCCUCAUGUCAGCCACCUUCAACUGCAAACAAUUUGCAGAGUACUUCAGCACCCCUGUUGGUGAAAAAAUGAGCUCCGCUUAUGUGUUUGAGGUGGAGGGGACACCUUUUGUCAUUGAGGACUUUUACCUGGAUGACCUGUUGUGGCCAACUAAUCUGAAUUCGGCAUGUUUGGAUGAUCCCUAUAUUUCACCCGAGAUGUACCACAUCGCCAUCUGCCUCAUUGAGAACUUUGACAAGAUGGAGAGCGAGGCUGCCAGUGAUGCAGAGAUGGAAGGCACCGUACAUUUUGCAGAGAGAGGCAGUGUCCUUGUUUUCCUCCCCGGAUUGUUUGAGAUAAGACAUAUGCAAGAAGCCCUGACCACACUAGUCCACAAGAGGUUGCAGGUGUUUGCCCUCCACUCCAGUGUGACAAUGGAGGAGCAAUUUGGUGUCUUCCUGUCUCCCGUGCCAGGAUACAGGAAGGUCAUCCUUUCAACCAACAUUGCAGAAAGUUCAGUGACUGUGACUGAUGUCAAAUAUGUUAUUGAUUUCUGCUUGGCGCGUCAGUUGGUUUGUGACAAAGAAACCAAUUAUCAGUCUCUGUGUCUCACAUGGGCGUCAAAGACCAACUGCAACCAACGUAGAGGAAGGGCGGGUCGAGUUUCCAAGGGCUAUUGCUACCGCCUCGUCAGCAAAAACUUCUGGGAGAAUGAAAUCCCAGACUACAUGAUCCCUCAAAUGCUGAUUGCCCCGCUGUCCAAAAUAUUGCUGAAGGUGAAGCUGCUGGACAUGGGAGACCCUCAAUCCCUCCUUUCAACAGCUCCCUCAACCCCCAAUCUCAAGGAGAUUACGAGGACAGUGCUCCAACUGAAAGAGAUGGGGGCCCUGUCUUCUAAACAGGAUGGUAAUUGUCUAGACAGAGAUGGGGAGCUGACAUUCCUGGGCCGAGUGGUGGCCCACUUACCUGUGGACAUAUACCUUGGCAAGAUGAUUGUCCUCGGUCACAUCUUCGGUUGUUUAGAUGAGUGUCUCAUCAUAGCUGCUUGCAGCUCUAUGAAGAGUUUCUUUGCCAGACCUUCAAUGCAGCAAGUUGCCAGCCAAAGGAGCAAGCUGGCUUUUGCCCGAGGCAGCCAAAGUGAUUCCAUAGCAUUUGUCAACACCUUUAAGGAGUGGAACUCCUUCAAAGAGAAAGGACAGAUGAGGGAGCUGAAGGAUGCACUGAUUUGGGGAAGAGAGAACUUCAUACAGAUCAAGAGGAUGCGAGAGGUUGCAGAUCUUUAUUCAGAUCUGAAAGAACGUGUGAAAGUGUUCAACAUGCAAGUGCCGGAAAACACCCGGCCCUCUGACCACACCAGCAUGCACACACAAAAGUUUAUUCUUCAGGUCGUCAUUGCUGGUGCCUACUACCCCAACUACUUUGUGCAGGGGGACAUUGAUGAUAAUUUAGCUUCCAGAGAGUUGUGUGGCUUAAACCCCAAAACGACAGUGAUGGUGAGAAACCUCCCACCCUACAGUUUCCUUUACUACAAGCAGCUGCUCGCCCUGUUCCGCCCAUGUGGACGAGUCAAAGCCAUUGUCUUUGAGUGCUCCAGAGCAUAUGUGGAAUUCUACAAGACAUCACAGGACUCUGCAACCCUGCUUGACGUGUCUGUCUCCCUCCUCCUGGCCCAGACGAAAACUGCCCUGGAGCUUUCUGUCUACCCCAUAGAGCAUAUCAAAGCCUCUGCCGGGAACAGACAAAUAACUCAUUUGGAAUACACACGGGUGAAAGUUGACUUAGAGAGCCAAUCAGUCCUUCCACUGGGACUGGUGAGCAGCACCCUUGACCCAGACAAACUGCCAGCCAGCCUCUGUUUCAUGGUGAACGUCACAAAGGUGGUGGAUGUGGGUCAUUUCUGGGGAUUCCUGGCAGCUGAAGCUACUUUGGAGAAGCAACGCCAAUUGACAAGAGAGAUCAACAAGCGUACUCUUGAGCCUGUGACUGGGUCGCUCUACCCUAAUUUCUUUUGCCUGGCGCCUUACUCUGAAGUAAACGACCAGAUCCUCUACUAUCGGGCCCAGAUCCAGCACAUUUGUGGAAACACAGCGGAGGUGUUCUUCUUGGACUUUGGUAACACACUGUCUGUCCAGUGCAACAGUCUGAGGGAGCUCCCAUCUGACCUCCAGGGUCAGCCCUUCCAGGCUCAGGAGUUCCAAGUGAUUGAAAUGCGUCCGUCAGCAGAGUCCAUCAUAUACGGCAACCAGUGGAGCAGCCAUGCCCGUCAUCAAUUCAUAGCGCUGGUGAAAGACCACUGUGUGGUUGUGUCACUGUACUCUGUUCUCCACGAUGUGAUGCGUGUGCAGCUUCUCAUCAGCUCUGGUACCACAAACAAAAGCAUAGUCGACAUCUUUGUGGAGGGAGGCCACGCUAUUCGUGCUGAAGAAAGCUUUGACUCUAAGCAUAACCAUGAGGUGCUGGUUUCUAUGUACCAAGACAUCGAAACUGGCAUGUAUGUCCGUAAUGCUAGCAGCAGCUCCUGGAAAGACCGCCAGAAAGAUGACAAGCAGCUCAUCGAAUGCCUCCUUUCUCGCUUUUCCAAGAGCUGCCCGCCUUAUUCCAGGACAAAGGUUCGUCUGCAUGGACCAAGCAGUCCUUACAAAUGCCAGUUCCACUCCAUGUUCCACAAUGAGAACAUUAAGACUGUGACCAUCGAAAAUUCCAGCGUCAACAGUAUGGUUCUAACUGAAAAUCCUCACCACAAGCACCAGAGAAUGCUGGUUGCUGGGAGCGUGUUCAUUAAAACCUCAGGUAGCAUUUCGCUAGGAGACACCUCCCUCAUGCCAGACAUCCCUGGACUACCCGCCAUUCUUACCAUACUGUUCACCCCCAUCAUGGAGUUACGCACUGAUGAAGAGAGGACUCGCUACACCGGCGCACUCUGUGGUCUGGGCUGGAACAACAAAACAAAAAAAGCCGUCCUGCCCGACCAUGACAUUGAAUUGGACUUUGAUGUGAAGUUUGAUAUCGAAGACAUCACUGAGAUAAAUGCUUUGCGAAUGGCGAUCAAUCACCUGGCGUGUGAAGGGCCGGGUGGCAACCUGCACUUACCGUCCGACAAGAUAGGGCAGUUCCAGGAGGAAUGUCGUGGACGUCUCAUUAGAUUGUUCACCAAGUCACCUCCGAGGGAAGUUGUCACUCCAGAGUACUUUAAAAAAGCAGGAAAAUGGAACCAGGUUGAUCAGUCACUCAAAAUUGAUGUAGCUGAGGUCAGAACUGGACAAACAAGAGGAGUUCUCUUUGAGCUGCAUCUUCCCCUUCUCCUCAACAACUGAUGUGCUGCAUUUGCACAUUUUUCUUUUUUAUAUUUUAUUUCAAUUUUAGUUGCAGUUCAAGACUUAUUUACCAGCGGGACUGUGAAGCUGUAGGAAAAUUAAAAACAAUUAUUGGUUUGUACAUGUUCUUUGAACAUACCUCUGCGUAGGUUUAACGUUGAGAUAAAUUGUUUUCUUGUUCAAACAGUUCCUCGGCAGUAAGACAAUAAAAAUAAUUUGUUCCAGCA
Molecule: messenger RNA, 4411 nt
Organism: Syngnathus typhle (broad-nosed pipefish)
Lineage: Eukaryota; Metazoa; Chordata; Actinopteri; Syngnathiformes; Syngnathidae
Gene: tdrd9
Product: tudor domain containing 9
Exons: 35
Coding region: 189-4184 (1331 amino acids)
Cellular component (GO): intracellular anatomical structure
Molecular function (GO): ATP binding; RNA binding
Source: RefSeq, a predicted model, not a curated record